CGGGCGGGCGGGCGGGCGAGCGGGCGGGGAGCCAUGGCGCCGUCCGGGCCGCUGCUGCUGCUGCUGCUGGUCCCGCUGGCCGGCGCGCGGGCCGGCCCCUACUUCCGCCCGGGCCAGGGCUGCCGCCUGCCCCUGCGCGGGGACCAGCUGUCGGGGCUGGGGCGCAGGACCUACCCCAGGCCUCACGAGUACCUGUCCCCGGCGGACCUGCCCAGGAGCUGGGACUGGCGCAACGUGAACGGGGUCAACUACGCCAGCGCCACCAGGAACCAGCACAUCCCCCAGUACUGUGGCUCCUGCUGGGCCCACGGCAGCACCAGUGCCAUGGCGGACAGGAUCAACAUCAAGAGGAAGGGGGCGUGGCCCUCCACCCUGCUGUCCGUGCAGCACGUCCUCGACUGCGCCAACGCGGGCUCCUGCGAGGGGGGCAACGACCUGCCGGUGUGGCGGUACGCCCACGAGCAUGGCAUCCCGGACGAGACCUGCAACAACUACCAGGCUAAGGACCAGGAGUGCGACAAGUUCAACGAGUGCGGAACGUGCACGGAAUUCAAGGAGUGCCACGCCAUCCAGAACUACACCCUCUGGAGAGUGGGCGACUACGGCUCCCUCUCCGGCAGGGAGAAGAUGAUGGCGGAGAUCUACGCCAACGGCCCCAUCAGCUGCGGAAUCAUGGCGACGGAGAAGAUGGGGAACUACAUGGGCGGCGUCUACGCCGAGUACCAUGACCAGGCCUACAUAAACCACGUCGUUUCUGUGGCCGGCUGGGGCGUCCACGGUGGCACGGAGUACUGGAUUGUCCGGAAUUCGUGGGGGGAGCCGUGGGGUGAGCACGGCUGGAUGAGGAUAGUGACCAGCACCUAUAAAGAUGGGAAGGGUGCCAGUUACAACCUCGCUGUGGAGGAGUACUGUACGUUUGGGGACCCCAUCGUUUAAGGUGCAUGUCUCCAGAAGAGCAUUGUUACCGUGAACCACAGUCGGGGGGUCCGAUCGCUACGGGCACUGGGUUGGUUCCACCACGGUCUGAAGGGACUAGGGGCUGGCAUUCGACACGAUCUGACGGCUGGUCAUGGCACUGAGCGCCUAGAAGGGGCACCUGUUGACCUGCCGAGUGCUUUGGCGCUGGCCGCAAGCGCACUCCGGGGGAACGAGUGAAAUGCGAAGGCUGGGACCCCCGUGCCGGCAGGCCCCUACCACCAUGACGGCAGCAGACAGUCUGCCCGGCCAAGGUGUGACCCGCAAGGCCGUAAUGACGUGACCUCCAGUCUCUUCAAUCCAUGAUUUGGUGUUUUCUGUUUGUCAGCUGUGGUCUAUAAUAUGGUAAAGAAGGGCAGACUUAUCACCAGUUCUUAUGUCACCCUGGAAGCAGUGGUGGGGGUGGAGGGAGAAGACAGCCAUUGGAGAUUGCCCAAGUGAUGAAUAAAAUACAUGACUCCCCGCAGGAGUAGAGCCUGAGCGUGCCUUAUUUACACACGAGAAUGAUAACACCAGGAUCUCCACCUGCCAAUCCAGCAGAAAGGCUUUUUAAUUUAUUCUUGGAAAAUUCAAACAAUGACAAUAAAAGAUCAACUAACCAGGUUCUUGUAAGAAAAGUCACCUUGGAAGGUGGUUCAUCUACAGGUCUCCGGUUCUGAGCUCCCCGCCACCAUGGGAGGGACCCAGCUCCUGUGCUGGGGGAAAGGAACGUGGUCAGCAGGGUGCAAGGCAGCCCGGACUCUGAGGAAAGGGGCCAUCUGCGCUAGCGGCCAUACAAACAGUCUCCCACCUCCCCGCACCAGAGCCCAGUCCCGGGAUGCUGACUGGGCCUCUUCAGCAAGAGCUUCUGGAAGGGCUUUCCCCCUGCUGGGCUCCCGGAACAUUCUGGGUCAGCUCUGGAGGAUGCUCUAAAUUAGUUCACCAGGAUGAAGUUGGACUUGCAGUGAGCU
Molecule: messenger RNA, 1925 nt
Organism: Mirounga angustirostris (Northern elephant seal)
Lineage: Eukaryota; Metazoa; Chordata; Mammalia; Carnivora; Phocidae
Gene: CTSZ
Product: cathepsin Z
Exons: 6
Coding region: 34-936 (300 amino acids)
Cellular component (GO): lysosome
Molecular function (GO): cysteine-type endopeptidase activity
Source: RefSeq, a predicted model, not a curated record